AGGCUGGCCUGCUACCCUCCUGGUCGUCUGAGGAGCCUGGUCUCUUCUCCUGGUCUUCUGAGGAGCCUGGUCUCUUCUCCUGGUCUUCAAUUUCACAGUGUUCACAGCACAGACCAUCCACAGCAGACCACAGCCCAUCAAUUAAGAAUACACUGUAUACUGUAGAAAUAGUAGUCUAUGCCAAAGGGGUCUUUCUCCGCAUGAAUUAAGAAAGUCCUGGGGCCUCCCGAGUGGUGCAGCGGUCUAAGGCACUGCAUCACAGUGCUUGAGGCGUCACUACAGACCCGGGUUCCAUCCCAGGCUGUGUCACAACCGGCUGUGACCGGGAGUCCCAUAGGGUUAGGGGAGGGUUUGUCCAAUAUGACAUUGUCCCCUUGAACAGUCUUUUUUUAAAUCUACACAACCAGGAUAGAGUAUGAUUAGAGUUAGAGCUGAGAGCCCUUCGAGAAUAAUUUUGUGAGCAGGUAAGACAUUGGGCAGACCACCAGCAUAUACAAUUGGAUGUAAUUAUUAUAUUGAUUUUGAUGCUUCACAUAGAAGUAAGUAUUUAUUACUAUCCCAACUGUUUGUUCAUGACUAACUCUGUUACUUGUUUCUCACUGCAUAAAGACUGAGCUGGACCAGAAUUAAGACAGAAUGAGGGCUGAUGAUGCAUGAGAGUCUGGUCCCUGGCAGACUGACUGAUGUCAUUGAUCUAAUGAGGACAUGUUUGACUGGGGGAUAAUAGAUGCAAGCUGUGUUCCAAAUGUGGACAUUGCCUGACCAGUUCAAAAGUAGUGCACAUAGGAAAUAGGAAAUAGGGUGCCAUUUUGGAUGCAGCCCUAAUGAUGAACACUGCUCUGUUGUUUCUGGUCUGGUGGCUGAUUGGAGGAUGUCUAGGGCUUCAGGGCUUUCCUCUGUCUUUUCCAAAAGGGCUGGUGACACCCAUGGUCACUGUACCAUGUAGUUAGGAUAGGCAGUCAGGAUGCUUUGAUCAGAAAUCCAAAGCAAUUGUCUUUUUUACAAUAUGCUUUUUGUCAUUGAAAUGAAACAAAGUAAAUUGUGCAAAAUGAAACAUGCUAUUGUAUAGUAAAAAAAAAGGUAAUGUAACUAAGAAUUGGGUUAAAUGUGUGCUCUCUUUCCUCUGCAGGUGUCCUCGUGUGAUUGUCCAAUCAGAGACCUGCAUGUGUGAAGCCGCGGCCAGCAAUGGAACCCUGGCCUGCAGUGGCUUGGGUCCUACUGCUGACGGUCAUUGCUGAUUGGCUGAAAACAGCCCAAUCAAAGGACUUUACAGAACAGGACAUCAUCUACCUCCAUCACUCAAGUAAGAAUCAGACUUUAUUAUUACAUGACCAAGAGUAUUCAAUAGAGUGAUGGUGUCCCAGUUUCCCAGACUAAUUGCAUGAAAGUACUGUAAAUUAGUUGUGAUCUAAUUCACAGUGUCCCAAAUGCAGCUGACUUGCAUGGAAUUGGCACCUCAAAAUCAUCUGUUUGUGUUGGUACUAAAUGUAUAAAAUUAUUUCGACAAGUUUUGAAAAUGCCCAGGGUUUAAUCUGAUGCGAAAUGUAUGACUUGUAGAUCAGUCAGCACCUGUUAUUGCACUCAGAGAUCCCACUUCUGCUAACAUCAUCAAUGAUGUGACCGGACCGCUAUUAUCCCAGUGAUUGGGUGUGAUAAAAUUGAGACGGUCAGUCAGUCACGCCACCGCUGUCGGCCUUAACUGUUAAUCCACUGGCCAAGCCACGUCCAUGUAUUCAUGUAGCCCAGCCCUUUCUCUAAACUACGGCUAGCGGGAGUCCUUCAGCCCCUCAGUCCCCUGUAAAACCUGUCAUUAGACUGAGUCUGUUAUUACAGGCCAUCUCUAAUGGAGGAGAGGCCCCUCUGUCUCUGUCUCUCUCUCUCUCUCUCUCUCUCUCUCUCUCUCUCUCUCUCUCUCUCUCUCUCUCUCUCCUCUCUCUCUCUCUCUCUCCUCUCUCUGUCUCUCUCUCUCUCCUGUCUCUCUCUCUCUCUCUCUUCUCCUCUCUCUCUCUCUCUCUCUCUCUCUCUCUCUCUCUCUCUCUCUCACACACACACACACACACACACACACACACACACACACACACACACACACACACACACACACACUCUUUACUGUGUCUUCAUUAGAUGAGCCCCCUUUGCUUAUUACAUCCCCAUAACCGCUGCUUAUCACAAACCUUAAUAGACUACUCCAUUCCAAUUUUGACUGACCCUUAAGAGUUAUGAAAAAGUCGGUCAGAGGCUAUGCCACUCAGGAAUAGCUGUUAGGGGUGUGUAUCCAGUGAGCUUGUGAUCCCCAGCCAAACCAGACAGAUCCACAGCUGGCACAGCAACUGUCUGCUCCCUCCCCUCUCCACCACCAGGCCCGGCUCUUUGAUCUGAGGCAUAGGGUCAUGUGACUCCAUGCAUAGCUACCCGGCACAGUCAGACGGCCCACAGUCAGCCAUGUUGUCACUGCCUUCUGCCCUCUGCCCUCUUUUGUCUCAUCCACACAUUAGCCCAGCAAUAUUUCCACUCAGCCCCCCAAUAGAGAAACUACACUAUACCGUAACUGGAAGAUCCACUGCAAAUGGCAUUGAUAUCUUAUUCACGUCUAUUCAAUAUUUCCUGAAUCAGCUCAGAUUGAAACAAUGAAACACAUUAUCAAUAAAUCAAAGGAAAUUCUUACAGAGAGUGACUGUUAUCUUAAUUUGAAUUCUAGUGGUCUGAACCAAGUCGGGACAGUGACGACCAACAAGACUCAGCUGAGGGUAACUGAUUGAUUGUUGUCCUUUGGCUGUCCCUGUGACUCAGGCCAGAAUGUUCCGGCAUGGCCAGAAUGUGGACACUCACUAAUUGGUUCUCAGUGCCAAUUAGAUCAUGUUCCCGAGCCACAGGAAUGGCUGCUUUCCAUAACAUAGUACUCUCAACUUGUUCUCUCUCUCCUCCCCCCUUCUCUCUCUCCCUCCUUCCCUCCUUCCCUCCCUGUCUUAACUGAAUGUGUGCCAGUGCCAGUAUAGGGCCAAUGGUAACUAACUACAAGUCAUGUAAGUCAUGUUACAGCUGGUAAAUUGCUGCUGCGCACCUCAAGUCCUCUUAAAGGCCUUUUUCCUAGUUUGUUAGCUCAGUGGAUAAGCUAAGCUGCCUCGACAAGCUUUAGUCCUGGCCUCUGUGCAACAGUCUUUUCCCUUUUUUCAGACCCCCUGCAGUCCCCUUACCCCAGUCAGUGUACAACAACAGACUGGAUCACUAUAGGCCUCUGUAGAUGGGCAUAUGCUAGAUUAGGGUCUGAAACAACCCCAACUUUCCCCAGGAAGCAGGCAUGUUAGAGGUAAGCCCUCCCACGUCUCAGAAACAGGUCUCUGUGUAGCCAGAAAUAAUAUCUCUUAAGAUCUGUGGCUCUUUCAUCACAGAGAGGCAGAACUCCUGGGAUCAGGUUAACACCGCGCCGGCUUUCUGGGAUACUGCGGGAGAUAUCCGUGUCAGCUCGAGGUCACCCCUCUAGUCCCAGUGGGGAUUUGGUAGAUUGUGUGUGUGUGUAUAUGUGUGUGUGUGCGUGUGUGUCUGUGUCUAUGUACAUAUGUGAGCAUGUGACAGGGUGUUUGCGUAGUUGUGUGUCUGUCUUUGUGUUUGGGUGUGGGAGGGCUACUAGGGAACGGUAACUAACCAGACAUCCAGGGAGGGGUCAUGGUCUAGCUAGCAGUGGCGAGGCAAGGCGGGAUCAUGGUCUGCAUCCCAAAUGGCACCCUAUUCCCGAUAUACUGCACUACUUUUGACCAGAGUCCUCUGGGCUACAUAGUGCACUAUAUAGAGAACAGGGUGCCAUUUGAGACGUAGCCAUGGUGAUUGGCAACAGGCUUUGUGUUCUGAAUGAAGUUUGCCUGACUUGCAGACCUGCAGCUAUCAUUGGGGAAGGGUGUGGAGGAGUGACCAAUCAGAUUAAUGUAAUGGUGUGAAACUGGAAAGACUAACAGCUUCUUCGUCCGAAUGAUCACAACAGAUGGCCCACCAUGGACAUUUUCCAUCCUCUGGGGACAAUGCAUUGAGAAGGGAGGCAGCAACUGGGCUGUGUGGUCUUAGUCUUAGUGUUUCACUGAAUUAACAGAGUGCAUGGGGUAAACUGCACUUGGCACUAUAAGUCUUUAUCAGAACAAUUGUGUGUGUGUGAGAGAUAGAUUACUACUGGUCAUAAGCUAUGUACAGUAUACUGUAUGUUGGUGCAAGGACUGAGUUCCCCCUAUAAAUGGUCUCCCUGUCCCUAAAGUCCAUGUUAUAAGAGUGAUUUUUGUUUUACUAAUCCAAAAUAACGCGUUCCAUGCAUUCCAAACUUUUUCAUCCAUUUUAUUAAUCCAAAAGUUCAAUCUUUUUCUGUCCAGAUUUCAUAAGCUAAUAUUAUUAUUAGCCCAGCUUUUAGUAUGAGCGUGCUAAUCUUAUUCAAUGUUUCAGGACUUCUGUUCACUUAGGCUAAGUGUAUGUUGGCUAUGGCUGUGUGACUGGCUAUGCUUGUCCCAGUGCCCUGUGCAUGACUCUUAAUCAGUGUGUGGAAUAAGUGUGUGCGUAUGUUUCUACAGCCACUCCAUUCCCAGGUGGGUUCAAGUGCUUCACCUGUGAGGAGGCACCUGACAACUAUGAGUGUAAUCGCUGGGCGCCAGACCUAUAUUGCCCACAAGGUGAGUCAAAACACUAGGACAAACCAAUGUUAUUUUCAGCACCGUUGAUAACAACAGUCUGACUUCAAGCCCUACCCAUGAAGUAAUAAUAAGAUGUUAAUUCUUUACUCCCUCUGCUCUCAGAUAGGCCUACCUUACUUUGUAUUUAGAUUAGGCAUUCUUUCCUUCUCUGAGUGCUGCCAAAAAGUUGUAAAUUACUGCUCUGUUCCUUCAAUGGAGGCCUCAGUGUAUUAUUAAGUAUAUGUCACCCUGCUGUUAACAUGUUUAGCUCAUAAAUAGCUAGUGAGUUAGCUUGGCUCGACCACUAUCGGACAGAUUUACAGCACACUCUUAAUGACUAAUAAGUUACUCUUGGCCUAGCCCUUAAAAUACACAUUCUUUGUAUAAAUAAUAGCCUCAUAGAUCGUUGGAUAGAGAGAUGCACUACUUGACUCCCUGGAAUGCACUCCGUGACGUGAUACGAUUGGUUUUCCUCCAGGUUUUACUGGGUUUGAUACUAAAAGUGACAUACAGUCAUGUAUAGCUUUGGAGUAUAUUAGAUACCGUAUGGCAGAGGCUUCAAUUCAGGAAAGGGUCAGAUAAAUGACUAAAAUGUAAAUGUAGGUAGCCUAUAGUGUUUUUCCCCACAACCUAUGAACAGAAAAGUACAGCUUUUCUCUCAAUUCUAACUUAACUCAAAUCCAUCCAUGCAAACCAGAAUGUGGUAGCUACAGCAAGAGGUCAAUAUGUCUUAUUUACUGUCUUUAUUCUCAACAGAGACCAGAUAUUGUUACACGCGUCACAAUAUGGACGUGGAGGGGGACAGUGUUUCCGUGACAAAGCGUUGUGUGGCUCUAGAGGACUGCCUCUCUACUGGAUGCUCUGAAGAAGACCAUGAAGGAAACAAGGUGUGGAGUGGGAACAAGGGGAAUAGUGUUGAGCCUAGUGUUGGGAGGUUACAAUGGUAUUUUUUUUUUUUUCACCUUUAUUUAACCAGGUAAGCCAGUUGAGAACAAGUUCUCAUUUACAACUGCGACCUGGCCAAGAUAAAGCAAAGCAGUGCGAUAAAAACAACAACACAGAGUUACUUAUAGGGUAAAACAAAACAAAGUCAAAAAUACAACAGAAAUAAAUAUAUAUACAGUGUGUGCAAAUGUAGCAAGUUAUGGAGGUAAGGCAAUAAAUAGGCUAUAGUGCAAAAUAAUUACAAUUAGUAUUAACACUGGAAUGAUAGAUGUGCAAGAGAUGAUGUGCAAAUAGAGAUACUGGGGUACAAAUGAGCAAAAUAAAUAACAAUAUAGGGAUGAGGUAGUUGGGCGGGCUAAUUUCAGAUGGGCUGUGUACAGGUGCAGUGAUCGGUAAGGUGCUCUGACAACUGAUGCUUAAAGUUAGUGAGGGAGAUAAGUGUCUCCAGCUUCAGAGAUUUUUGCAAUUUGUUCCAGUCAUUGGCAGCAGAGAACUGGAAGGAAUGGCGGCCAAAGGAGGUGUUGGCUUUGGGGAUGACCAGUGAGAUAUACCUGCUGGAGCCCAUACUACGGGUGGGUGUUGCUAUGGUGACCAAUGAGCUAAGAUAAGGCGGGGAUUUGCCUAGCAGUGAUUUAUAGAUGGCCUGGAGCCAGUGGGUUUGGCGACGAAUAUGUAGUGAGGACCAGCCAACAAGAGCGUACAGGUCACAGUGGUGGGUAGUAUAUGGGGCUUUGGAGACAAAACGGAUGGCACUGUGAUAGACUACAUCCAAUUUGCUGAGUAGAGUGUUGGAGGCUAUUUUGUAAAUGACAUCGCCGAAGUCAAGGAUCGGUAGGAUAGUCAGUUUUACGAGGGCAUGUUUGGCAGCAUGAGUGAAGGAGGCUUUGUUGCGAAAUAGGAAACCGAUUCUAGAUUUAACUUUGGAUUGGAGUUUCUUAAUGUGAGUCUGGAAGGAGAGUUUACAGUCUAACCAGACACCUAGGUAUUUGUAGUUGUCCACAUACUCUAGGUCAGACCCGUCGAGAGUAGUGAUUCUAGUCGGGUGGGCGGGUGCAAGCAGCGUUCGGUUGAAGAGCAUGCAUUUAGUUUUACUAGUGUUUAAGAGCAGUUGGAGGCUACUGAAGGAGUGUUGUAUGGCAUUGAAGCUCGUUUGGAGGUUUGUUAACACAGUGUCCAAUGAAGGGCCAGAUGUAUACAAAAUGGUGUCGUCUGCGUAGAGGUGGAUCUGAGAGUCACCAGCAGCAAGAGCGACGUCAUUGAUAUACACAGAGAAAAGAGUCGGCCCAAAAAUUUAACCCUGUGGCACCCCCAUAGAGACUGCCAUAGGUCCAGACAACAGGCCCUCCGAUUUGACACAUUGAACUCUAUCAGAGAAGUAGUUGGUGAACCAGGCGAGGCAGUCAUUUGAGAAACCACGGCUAUUUAGUCUGCCAAUAAGAAUGCGGUGGUUGACAGAGUCGAAAGCCUUGGCCAGGUCAAUGAAAACGGCUGCACAGUACUGUCUAUUAUCGAUCGCGGUUAUAAUAUCGUUUAGGACCUUGAGCGUGGCUGAAGUGCACCCAUGACCAGCUCGGAAACCGGAUUGCAUAGCGGAGAAGGUACGGUGGGAUUCGAAAUGGUCGGUGAUCUGUUUGUUAACUUGGCUUUCAAAAACUUUUGAAAGGCAGGGCAGGAUGGAUAUGGGUCUGUAACAGUUUGGAUCUAGAGUGUCACCCCCUUUGAAGAGGCGGAUGACCGCGGCAGCUUUCCAAUCUCUGGGGAUCUCAAACGUUACGAAAGAGAGGUUGAACAGGCUAGUAAUUAUUCUAGUUGAUUUUGGGCAUGGCAUUUUUCUGACUUGGAAUUUUUUUGUAAUGACAUAGACAGAGGUAGAUGGUGUUGUUGCCAAAAUGCCGCCAACAGGGUAAAGUUUAUGGUUGGAUCUCAGGCUAUGGUUGCGGUCAAAUCUGGAGUGGGGUCAGAGCCGGGGUCAGACAAUGUGAACGUGGCGCUUUAUAUUACGGCCCUGUCCCAGUCACCACCACUUAACUGUGCUUUUGAGUUAAUCCGGAGAUCCUCCAAAGUGCUCGCUCCAGAUAAGAUAAAGAGAAGAGUGGAAACUGCUCUCUCUCAGUAGGCUGUCAUUCUAAUCCCCGGUGAAAGGUGUAUGUCUUCACUACCUCGGAAGUCUGCAUUAUUCCCCACUGAGAGAGAGAGAGAGAGAGAGAGAGAGAGAGAGAGAGAGAGAGAGAGAGAGAGAGGGGAGGGAGAGAGGAGUGAGAAGAGAGAGAGAGAGAGAGGGAGAGAGAGAGAGAGAGAGAGAGAGGAGACGAGAGGAGAGAGAGGAGAGAAAGAGAUAGAGAACAAAAUCUAAGGUGUUUGUACUAAUGUUUCAACUUUUCUCCUUUAGGUCUGUACAGCGUGCUGUGAGGGCAAUAUCUGUAACCUUCCUCUCCCCUGGAAUGAGACGGAGGCUGUGUUCGCCACCACCUCACCUCUCAGCGGCACCACAGGGCUCUCACAGAGCUACACACUAAUAUCCUGCCUCCUUUUCCUCACCUUCCUCAUCUCCAGCUAUGUU
Messenger RNA from Coregonus sp. 'balchen', 8154 nucleotides. The record is from the annotation of a GenBank genome assembly. NCBI's taxonomy places the organism in Eukaryota, Metazoa, Chordata, Actinopteri, Salmoniformes, Salmonidae.